CGCGGAAGCCACGACCACCGCACUUAGUGCUGAGUCAGCAGUUAGUAAAGGGGCGUGUCUCUUUCCGCGCAAGUAUUUAAGUGCGCGUACAAUGGUAAAACAUGGUCACUUGAUCUACUAUAUAGAGCGAAAAGGAAGCAAAAGCAACCAGUUUGCGGUGUUUGAGUUAGCGCGGAAGCCGGCUAGUUAGGUUGCCGUUGACUAAGGUAGUCUAUUUGGCCGCUGUACCGGCUUCACUAAUUGCCGCGGUGGGGAAGAGCGGGUGGGCGGGAGAGGGGGAGAAAAUAGACAGCUAAACAGCUAGUGGACGAAAAUCACGGAGUGGAAGCCGUGAUUUUCGCGCGAGGUGCGACUGCUGAUGUCCCUGGACGGCAUGUCGGGUCGGAGUGCCGGGUCUGAUCGCACUCCUACGAUCGAGGCUAAAGUCGUCAUACUAGGCACCCAAGUACUGAUCAGCACCGUGCCACUGCUCGGAACUGUAGCCACAGAAGUUCCAAUUCUGUUUAUCCGCACUUCCAGAAAGACUAUGAGUGUUGGCAAGACAUCACUAGUACUGAGACAUGUUGGAAACACCUUCUCUCGAAACGUCAGUCCUACCAUCGGAGCUUCUUUCUUCACCUUCUCAAUGUCAGUCGGAGGGUUCCGGAUAAAGCUACAGCUAUGGGACACGGCGGGACAAGAAAGAUUUCGCUCCAUGGCACCCAUGUACUAUCGCCGUGCCAACGCAGCCAUGAUUGUCUAUGACAUCACCAGAGAAAAGUCGUUUCAAGAGGCCCAGGAGUGGGUCAAAGAGCUAGAGAGCAAGGUCGAUGGAAAGAUAGCAUUAUGUGUGGUGGGUAACAAGUGUGACCUGACUGGAGAGAGAGAAGUGCCCAAAGACAGAGGGGAGACAUUCGCACACCAAUUAGGAGCCCUUUUCACUGAGACCUCUGCCGCUGAAAAUAUGGGUAUAAAAGAGGCCUUUCUGAAAGUGGCUCAGGGAGUCAUCAGCCUCUACCAGAAAAACCAGCUCACAACAAACCCGAACUUUGAACCUUCGUUUUCGCCAGUAAACAGCCACAGUUAUCCUCCGCACCCUCUUGCACACACGAAGCAGAGUGCUUAUUUCUACACGACGAGAUCGGUGGAGGCUAACGGACGAGUGAUGGUCGAUUCCAGCGACGCUAUUCACAACUGUGAUUCCAGAGACGGCAGUUCUAGAUGUUGUUGGUGACACAGUUUUUUUGUUGUCAUUUUUGUUCGUUUUCCUUUUUUUUUGUGUGUGUAUAAUUUAUGCGUGUGGUUUGCGUGUGUGAAAUUACAUCAUUUCUAUCAGUCCAAAUAAUUCAAGUGAUCAAGCCAAUAAACGGUCACGAAUCACACCCAGGACAUCUCUUUCAGUGGCCCUUGUGUGCGGUGCUUUGCCUUAACUUUGUUAACAUUACAUCAUAUGGAAUGCAUGUCAGCUGUCAUAAAAAAUUUUUUACCCAU
This is a messenger RNA of Geodia barretti, 1470 nucleotides long. The record is from the annotation of a GenBank genome assembly. NCBI's taxonomy places the organism in Eukaryota, Metazoa, Porifera, Demospongiae, Tetractinellida, Geodiidae.